CCUGCUCUAUAUUUGUAAACAACACUCCUUCUCGAACAAUGAACGGCUGCUGCAGUGAGUGACGAGCGCGAGGGAGUUGGGGGGAGAAGAAGCCCCUUGACUGGCAUCCACUGCAGGGGGUUCUGGAGGCGCUGUUUUAAGGGUUUUGUCCCUGGAUAUGAAGAAUGAUUAAAAGAAGAUGGCAGACCUGCAAACUGUUUUUGGGAAUAUUGAUUACUCUCACUUUUUUUUAUGGAUGGUAUCAAAAAGUAGAUGAUAUUGUGGACCUUGAAACCUGCCCAGCAUGCUAUGGACAGACCCUCUGCAGCACGCUUGUAGGCCAUGAGGAACCUCUCAGUGAGAGACUUCAGCUUACAAGUUUUUCAAAAUGGAAGAUCCUGAACCUUAUGAAUGUGAAGAAUGUUUAUUAUGGAAAGAUGAGAGAUGUGCCAGUUGUGCUUAAGAAAUUGGCACACAAUUCAGAACUAGAAGAGUUUGACGAAAACUUAUGCAAAACAGCUGAGCAACCUGAGAAUUGCAGCAUAUCCCAAGCUUUAAAGGUUUUGUUAGCAAAGGAUGGUCAAGAUGUACUCCAAGUUGUUGGCAAAUACCCAGACUUGUUUCAGGCAAGUGAAGCUGUAAAAUGCAACCAUAGCAGAACUGUGGAGGUUUUAUAUGAGAGCUUUAAGAAGACAGACAGAGGUCCUUAUCAUCAGCACCAUUUCCUCACAAUGUUAGCAGUGAACAUAGAACCCCUUGUAAUAAUGACCUACCAUUCAAAUUUCUUUCCAAGGUUAAUUGGUACCUGUGGUAGAGUUAUAGUUGAGGAUUAUGUUGGACCUACACUGACAGAACAGGGCGACGAACCUUGGAUUGUUCGAGCAGAUUAUGCCCGACAGUUGCUGGAAAUGGCACAGCAGUUUUCUUCAGGAACUUUUGUCCUCUACUUGACCGAUGUUUCACUUGAUAACUUUGCUGUUGGUGAUGAUGGCAGUGUUAAAGUUAUAGAUGCUGAGAAUAUUGUUAUCGUUGACACAAGUUCAACAGGACUCAAUGUUACAGAACAUGUGAAUGAUGGAUUUGGAUGUGCUGAUUGUUUAAGCUUUUCUUAUGAAGAUCUCUGUGGUCAUGUCUCAUCAGAUCAUAAUUUCUAUGCUGUGUGUAAGGGGAUGCUAUCACCAUCUGCAUUUUCCGAAGACCUUCCUCAAGGCCUCCUACACAGCCCACCAAUUUGGCUUAUCAAGAAAUUCCCAGAACUUUUCCCCCUUGUUGAAAAAUGUGGUCAUCACCCUCUCAAUAACCCUAAUAAGCCAACGCCAAACAGAAGAGCCGCAGCUAGUGAUCUCCAUAAACUGCUAGUCAAUAUUAUAGAGCAAUACUAUACAUAAUAAAGUCUCUGUUACUAA
Penaeus indicus is the source of this 1385-nucleotide messenger RNA. Its product is annotated as divergent protein kinase domain 2A-like. Bases 165 to 1367 code for a protein of 400 amino acids. Lineage: Eukaryota; Metazoa; Arthropoda; Malacostraca; Decapoda; Penaeidae. The record is from RefSeq and is a predicted model, not a curated record. The transcript is spliced from 6 exons.